Messenger RNA from Phialemonium atrogriseum, 624 nucleotides. RefSeq lists its product as uncharacterized. The transcript has a single exon. The record is from RefSeq and is a predicted model, not a curated record. Bases 1 to 624 code for a protein of 207 amino acids. NCBI's taxonomy places the organism in Eukaryota, Fungi, Ascomycota, Sordariomycetes, Cephalothecales, Cephalothecaceae.
AUGACAUGCUACUACACCCACAACGCCCUCUUCGGGUGUCAUAACCCCAGCUGCCCCAAUAGCCGCCCCGGACGGUACGUCGGUGCCCCGCUCGAUGCCCGGCCGGGCCCACAGCCAGUUCCGCAAUACGGCUACCCGGGAGGGCCGCACCCUGGCUAUCAGGGGUAUGCACCCCGGCCGCCGAACAACUACCACCCCGAGAGCCAGUACUACGGCUACCCGCCCCCAGGCCCCGGCGCUGCUCCGGCUCCCAAUAACCAGGCCGACUACCUCCGGGAAUGGUUGAGCGACAUUGGCCGCCGCGAAAGAGCGUCUCCGUUAGAUAGGUCGGCUGAGACCCCUCCAUCCCAGUCGGCCUCCAGGGGCGGCGGCGGGCGCGGCUCGUCUCGGCCGUCUGGGUCGCAGAGGGAGGAGCGACGGGGCCGCACGCGUGGCCGGGGACAGGACCGGCGCGAGGCGGGCAGAGGGCAGCCGAGUUCGGGACGGCGGGCGAGUCGGGUUGACUUCCCUCCGGAGAUCGAGAUCGAGGAGCCUGAUGAUGGUGGUGAUGACGCCGGCGUCGAGGGGCCGCCCCCGCGGGUUCCGACGCCGCCCCGGGACCAGGGGUAUGGUUAUCGGUAUUAG